GUCUGUCUGUCCUACCUCGCCGGGUCCUUACACAGUACUCCGUAGGUACCCUGCCUUGCGUUGCGUGCUCGCCCUCCGUCUCGUCCCCCUCCACCAGAAGCUAAAGCUCGGGCUACCAAGGUAUCCGUACGGAUAGAAGCGGUGCAGCUCCACCCCACGGCCAUGGCCCCCCAAAUCAUCCACCUCCCAGACGGACAGAAGUUCACGGUCACGCCAGUCUUUGCAGGCCUCUUCUUCAAAUCCCACGAGCUCAACACACACAACAACCCUUUCCCCAUCGGCUGGACGAUCGUGCUAAAUACCGAGGAUGUGCAACUCGAGGUGGACGGUGUCGACGGUGAGCAAGGCGAGGAAGACCGCGCCCACCGGCGACACAUACACAGCUUCAAACAGCCUACACUACAGGGCGAUAACCUCUUCAUCUCAUCAAUAUCACAGCCUUCGAGCACCGAGUUUAAGCCCGCCGCGAGCCCGACACGCCAGAUCGCCAUGAUGCUUUGGGUGACGCUCUACUGGUACUUCCAUCAACCACAACCCUCACCGUACCUCACGACCGAUGCAUCGAGGCUAACGCCGGAAGAAGCGCGGCCGAAGGGCGAGUGGCGCAUCAAUAUCAAGCGUGAUGGAGUACUCCGUGGUAGGAACCUUAUCCCAAAGCUUGAGCGCAUGGGACUCAUUGCAUCGCUGGAUUCCGCGGUGGGGACGAAUCUCAAGGAUAACGGCGAGGAAUGGUCGCAGAUGUUUGUCUCGCGGCGCAUGUUUUGGCAGAUACCGGGGCGACUCUUCUUGUUCACCCUGCAGCGUACCAGCGCCGCAUCGACAACGAACCCCGAAUCGCCAAACGGGAGCAGGCCGACUUCGCCUGCUCGAACCGAGUCGAUUCACUCAAGGCAUCACACACCCAUACACUCUCCGCACCAAUCCACGGGGGGCCGUUUCGAUGUUGACCUCCCCGGAGGGCCACCGCCGAUGACCAUGGUCACGACCUUGAACUUCCCUAUUGGACCGUUCUAUUCCAGUUCACAUCUCCCAACGUACUAUCCGCCGGCGCCUUUGAUGUAUACGGUCACCAAUGGCAUGCGCCAUCCCAUCCGCAGGAAACCAGGCCGGAUGGGUGAAGUCUUUUACUCGCGCUAUGUCCCGAGCGUUGGGCAGUAUCUGUCGUUCCGUGUGGCGUCACUUACACCAGAGCCUGUCCCCUACCUUGGACCCUUGGGCCCCAAGCCUGUCGAGAAUAGCCACCUCGCCAGCCUAUCUGACACAGAGCUGCUGCAGUCGUGGCUGGCGAACCCGCGAGUACAGAAGUUCUGGGGAGACUACUCGCCAGACUUUUUGAGUAAUGCGCUGAGCUCCAAGCACUCGUUCCCGGUGAUUGGCAUGUGGGACGGAGUGCCGUUUGGGUAUUUCGAGAUCUACUGGGUCAAAGAGGAUAUCCUGGGCCAGAAGCUGGGUAACGAUGCUGGGGACUACGACCGCGGCAUCCAUGUCUUUGUUGGCGAGGAGUGGGCUCGAGGACGGGUGCCGGCGUGGCUGACCAGCUUGGUGCACUGGUGCCUUACUGACGACUAUCGCACGAUGCAUGUUUGUUUGGAGCCACGGAUAGACAACGCGAGGUAAGACGCUCGAAGAAUACAGAGGACGAAGACAGCAGGCUAACUCUCGAGUCACAGGUUCCUGCAACAUCUUCAAUAUGCAGGCUUUGCCAAAGAACGCGAGGUUGCGUUCCCUCACAAGCAGUCCUAUCUAAUGAAGUUGAAUAGGGAUGCCUGGGAAGGGCCAGGUUUGUGAUAGAAUGCGUGAUUUUCUUUCGAUGAGAAAAUACUGGAAAAGAAUCACAACACUAUACAACACUGUAGUUGAAGUAAAAAAGCGAGGGUUGAUCACGUUUGAGCACUUACAUACGGCAGGCAGCAGAUUCGCAGAGGCGAUGUUGUGCUUAUGAUGGAUGAU
Colletotrichum acutatum is the source of this 1950-nucleotide messenger RNA. RefSeq names its product acyl-CoA N-acyltransferase. NCBI's taxonomy places the organism in Eukaryota, Fungi, Ascomycota, Sordariomycetes, Glomerellales, Glomerellaceae. The transcript has a single exon. The record is from RefSeq and is a predicted model, not a curated record. Bases 163 to 1617 code for a protein of 484 amino acids.